CACAGCAUCAACACGAGAGCAAAGAGGAAGAAAGUACAGGAAAAUCAAAAAUCAAGGCAUCCGAUUAUCUGCGGAGAUCUUGCUUCGAAAACAGAGCGGGACCCGAGAAUACAUAUAUAUAUAUAUAUAUAGAGAGAGAGAGACGAGAAACAGCAUGGAGCGACCAGUCAAGGUCUUCCACUACAAAGACCAGGAGCAGUCGUCCAGCCUGCUCCUGCAGCUCAACAGACUGAGACAGGAGAACAUCCUGACUGACGUGUCACUGUGUUCAGGGACCAACACAGAGAUCCCAUGUCAUCGCAACGUCCUGGUCUCCAGCAGCCCCUACUUCAGGGCCAUGUUCUGCAACAACUUCAUAGAGAGACAGCAGACCAAGAUCACCUUGAAAGGCGUCCCAUCGGCCAUUCUGAGCAGCAUCAUUGACUAUGUUUACACAGGACUCAUCAGUAUCAGCAUGGAGAUUGUGCUGCCUCUGAUGCAGGCGGCUUCCAUGUUGCAAUAUGGCCGCCUUUUUGAGGCCUGCUCAAGCUUCCUUCAGGAGCAACUGAGCCCUGACAACUGUUUGAGCAUGAUAAGACUCUCCGAGAUCGUGGCUUGUAACAGUUUGAGAGACAAAGCAAAGGAGAUGGCCGUGAAGAGCUUCUCCGAUGUGUCGGCAUCUGAGGAUCUGUGUGAGCUCUCCCUACCAGAGCUCAUGGGAUACCUGGAGGAUGAUGGUCUUUGCGCGGAGGAGGAGCAGGUCUUUGAGACACUUGUUGCUUGGAUCCACCAUGAUCCUCUAUCAAGGCGUGGCGCCAUCAGUGACCUUUUUAAGAAAGUUCGCCUACGUCACAUCCAUCCCACCUACCUCUUCCAAUUCAUAGCCAACGACCCGCUGAUCCAGUCCUCCCCGCUCUGCACCGAGCUCAUAGAAUCUGUGAGACGCCUGAUGUUUUCCGGCAGCACAAAAUGCAACGGGGACUCAGCGGUUGGCUUCAAACCCCUCUGGGUGGCACCGAGGCGCUACUCCUACCACGACAUGUUGGUGGUUGUGGGAGGGAGGAAGAACAACGAGCAGACCUCGAGGGAGGCCCUCUACUUUGAUGAGAAGAUCGAUAAAUGGCAGUGGCUCGCCAAGCUGCCCAUUCGUCUGUACAAAGCCUCCUACGUCGCCCUUCACAGUGUCCUGUAUGUUAUUGGAGGCCUGACCGCAAACACAAAGUGCAGCCAAGUCAGUACGACUGUCUACACACUCUCCCUCAAGACCAACCAGUGGCGGACGGCAGAGCCCAUGCUGGAGCCACGCUUUGCCCACCAGAGUGUCUCAUAUCUCCACUUCAUCUUUGUCUUGGGGGGCCUGGGGCCUGACAAACGACUGACAAGCAGCGUGGAGAGGUACAACAGUAUGUUCAACCAAUGGGAGACGAUGGCGCCCAUGCCCGAGGCUGUGUUGCACCCUGCAGUGGCUGCUACUAACCAAAGGAUAUAUGUGUUUGGAGGAGCGGAUGCCAUGCAGAACCCAGUCAGAAUAAUACAGGUGUAUCACAUUGCCAGGAACAUGUGGUGUAAGAUGGAGAACAGAACAGUUAAGAAUGUGUCUGCUCCUGCGGCCAUUGUUGAUGACAAAAUCUACAUCAUUGGAGGAUACACCAGGAGAAUGAUCGCAUACGACACCAAGGCCAACCGGUUCGUCAAGUGUGCCAACCUGAAGGAGAGGAGGAUGCACCACUCUGCCACCGUUCUCAACGACAAAGUCUACGUCACCGGAGGACGUCACAUCAACGGCCACGACGUCAUCGAGGACUCAGACAAUUUUGAGUGCUAUGACCCGAAGACAGACACUUGGACAUCUAAGGGGUCUCUGCCGUAUAAACUGUUUGACCAUGGCUCGCUGACUCUGACGUAUUUCUCAAACAGACAUGGGCAAAAUCAAAGCUCUGAUUCAUAUUCUAAUGGUAUUAUUUGAAACCGGUUUAUUUAUAACUGACGAUGUAGAAAAAAGGACUCAUUUUAGAUGAUUUCAUUUUGUAGCAGAUCUGCACUAUUCCCACUUUAAUGAGUAAUGGACUUAUUAAAAAGUCCCUGACACAUUAAAUCAAGCAUACCUCAAGAAAUCAAAAUAUAUAUAUUGUGUGAUUUGUUAAAUGCGUAAGUCAUUUUUAUACCUGGAAAUAUACUUUUAUAUGUAUAACAUUUAUAUGUUUUAUAUGUCUUUCUAUGUUGUCUGUGUACAACUAAACCUAUGAAAACAAGCUAUCCUGCUCCGCAUCCCCUUUUCAACCUGUCUGACUUCACAAAGAGUGAAAGUGCUAUUUUCAGCCUGCUUUAAUCAUGAGAUAUGUCAUGUUUAAACCCCGGGGCUGUGUACGGUUUGGUACAAGUCAAAGCUGUGCUCAGCUGUUAGGUCUGAAACUACUGCUGUGUCUGGUGAAUGUUUGGAUCACUAUCUGUUGCUUCAAUGCAAAAUGAUGAAAAUAUUAUGAGACAUCAAAAAUCCAAAUAUUUCAUGCAGUGUUGAAAUCAAAAUAGAAGCAAUGAAAUGUAGCUUUAGACUAAAUUCAAACAAAAACUUUGGUAGUGUUUUUAGGUUUUGUAUUUUUCCACUGCUGUGGACCCAUUACCCUAUGUAAUAUAUUGCACAACAUAGUUCUGCAUUAUCAGCAUAUAUAUCUACUGAUAUAUAUCUACUGUAUGCUGAAAUAAUACCUGACUUUGCUUUAUGCAUCUGUGGCUAAAGGAAAAGCCUCAAAUUCUGUAUUUAGUAAGGUACAAUUUAACCUUUUUUUAAAAAUGUUUUUGUACAG
This is a messenger RNA of Perca flavescens (yellow perch), 2783 nucleotides long. RefSeq names its product kelch-like protein 38. Gene Ontology annotation, molecular function: protein binding. Lineage: Eukaryota; Metazoa; Chordata; Actinopteri; Perciformes; Percidae. The record is from RefSeq and is a predicted model, not a curated record. Bases 155 to 1945 code for a protein of 596 amino acids. The transcript is spliced from 5 exons.